AUGUCAGAGCCCUCUGGGGCUGACAUCAAAACUUUUAAAACAAUCUACUCAAAACGUUCAAAGAAAAAGCUGCGAAACCAUUCAAAUGUGCCGGUAGAACACUCUGUGAACAUUCUCUCUAAAACAGUGAAAACCACAAAAUUUAAAGCUCUGAGUAAGUUAAACACAUUAACCUCCACUAACUUGGGAAUCAGCAAAGAGCUAGAGGCAGAAACCUCCUCGAAAAAAUUUUUUCCCAAAAAAGUUUGGAGAAAAUACUUAAAGAAAGUAGCUGGCACAGGCGCAGACAACCAAACACCUACACAUAGUGUAGAGGUCGAAGUCGCCGUCAAGGUCGAAAUCCAUCAAAAGCCAACCGCGGUAGAGAGAGAAAACGUUUGUAGAAACACAAACGAAAGUCAGGAGAAAAUUAAUAAAAUCAUUGAAAUCCAGGACAAAGAGGAUGAAACAGGUGAACAAUACUACAGCUCCGUGGACAGCGAGGAAGGUUCAAUCAAAGAUGUGAGUAUGGAGAAGGAUACUGAUGAAUUGCAACAAAAAAGUGUGGAGAAUACUGAUGACCCAAACAGGGACAUCGACAAUGCCAACUCAAAUGAAAACGACAAUGAGGGCAUACAACAGGACACACGACCGAGCACGAAGGAAACAGCACAGUCAAUUUCUAAUCGGGAUGGAAAAGAGGACCACGAGAGAGUACUAAAAAAUAUCAGGGAAGAGAAAAUAGCGCACCAUACAUAUACAAGCAGAGAUGAUAAAUCACAUGCAUUUGUGAUUAGAAGGCUUGCUGAUGGGACCAUAUCCCAAAAUAUAGAGGAAGAUUAAAGUAAGAUCCAUAUAUCAAAUGACAACCAAAAGUAGACCUUUAUUCCUAGUGGUGACAGACCCGUCAUUGACACUGGAUUAUUUGAACGAAAAUGUGCGUAGAGUCCUAUACACAAGGAUAGUAUGGGAAUUGAGAAAAUCCGGCCGUCAAAUAAUCCAGUGCCAUAAUUGCCAACAGUGGGGGCAUUUAACCUCGAACUGCGGGACCAGCGAGAUGUGUAAAAUGCGCGGGUGAACGUCAUACCCGUACAUGCCUUAAAACUAGAUAAACCCCCGUAAUAUGCGCAAACUGCAAUGUUGAUCACCCAGCGAACUAUUCUAAAUGUAAAUUUUACAUUGGGAGGCUAGAUAGAUUCGAAGAACGAAGAAUAAAGCAACAACCUAAAAGAUACGUACAAGCACCACCACCGGCCACAAAUUACUGGGAAAGGAGGCAAUCGAGACAACCCCUGUCAAAUAAGGACGAUUUUCCAGCACUAUAAAGCAGGAAUAAUAGAAAUAACCCACCCCAUGAUAGUCAACAGAGCGGUGCACCUCAAACAGGAACCAUGAACGAUGUUUUAGAUUUAAACGAAGAAUUCACGGAACUAAAUAGACUAAUCAACUUAGG
This is a messenger RNA of Psylliodes chrysocephalus, 1432 nucleotides long. NCBI's taxonomy places the organism in Eukaryota, Metazoa, Arthropoda, Insecta, Coleoptera, Chrysomelidae. The record is from the annotation of a GenBank genome assembly.